Messenger RNA from Colossoma macropomum (tambaqui), 2855 nucleotides. RefSeq names its product nicalin (gene ncln). Lineage: Eukaryota; Metazoa; Chordata; Actinopteri; Characiformes; Serrasalmidae. The coding region runs from base 93 to 1826 and encodes 577 amino acids. Gene Ontology annotation, cellular component: endoplasmic reticulum membrane. Gene Ontology annotation, biological process: regulation of signal transduction. The record is from RefSeq and is a predicted model, not a curated record. The transcript is spliced from 15 exons.
CCCUCUAGCCAUCCCGUGCGAGGCCAGCUGUCAGUGUACCCGACUUUCAUUCAUUUUCCUCGGCGCUGUUAGUUUUCCUCGCCGCUUCAAUCAUGUUGGAGGAGGCGAGCGAAGUGUUCGACAACAUGUUUAAGUCCUCUUUCCCGCUGACUUUGACGUUUAUAGUGUUUUUACCGGCCGUUCUGAUCCUCGUCUCUCCGCUUCCAGCAGAGGCGGCGCACGAGUUCACGGUUUACCGAAUGCAGCAGUACGACCUGCAGGGGCAAAACUACGGUUCAAGAAAUGCGAUUUUGAACACGGAAGCUCGUACUGUGGAGGCGGAGGUGCUGAGCCGUCGCUGUGUGAUGAUGCGACUAGCUGACUUCUCUUAUGAAAAAUAUCAGAAAGCUCUUCGGCAGUCUGCCGGAGCAGUCGUCAUCAUCCUCCCUAAGAACAUGUCCACUAUGCCACAGGACAUCGUACAGUUUAUGGAGCUGGAGCCGGAGCUUCUGGCCACAGAGACCAUCGUUCCUGUCUACUUUGCGAUGGAGGAUGAUGAACUGCUGUCCAUAUACACGCAGACCCAGGUGUCGUCCUCCUCUCAGGGGUCUUCAUCUGCGGCUGAAGUGCUGCUGCACUCAGCCACCGCCAAUGGGUUUCAGAUGGUGACGAGUGGUGCUCAGAGUAAAGCUGUGAGCGACUGGGCCAUCACCAGCCUAGAGGGAAGGCUAGCGGGAGUAGGAGGAGAGGAUUUGCCUACUAUUGUGGUAGUUGCUCACUACGACUCCUUUGGAGUGGCUCCGUGGUUGUCGUACGGUGCUGACUCUAACGGCAGUGGAGUGGCCGUGCUGCUCGAGCUUGCCCGACUCUUCUCCAGACUCUACUCCCACAAAAGGACUCAGGCUGGGUAUAACCUGCUGUUUUUCCUUUCGGGAGGAGGAAAGUUUAACUAUCAGGGAACCAAACGCUGGUUGGAGGAUAAUCUAGACCACACAGAGUCCAGUCUCCUGCAGGACAAUGUGGCGUUUGUGUUGUGUCUGGACACGUUGGGUAACGGAGACAGUCUUCACCUGCACGUCUCUAAACCACCUAAAGAAGGCAGCCCACAGCACGCUCUGCUCAAAGAGCUUCAGACGGUUGUCUCUGAGCAGUACCCGGAUGUGAAGUUCUCCAUGGUGCACAAGAAGAUUAACCUGGCGGACGAUACUCUGGCCUGGGAGCACGAGCGCUUCGGUAUCCGCCGCCUGCCAGCCUUCACUCUGUCUCACCUGGAGAGCCACCGCAGUGCCGCGAGAAACUCCAUCAUGGACAUGCGGUCAGUGUCCUCCUCUCUGGAUGGGGCGGGAGAGGCCACCGCUGGGCCUCACGUCGAUCUUAAGAAGCUCAGUCGGAACACCAAGCUGAUCGCAGAGGCUCUGGCGAGGGUCAUCUACAACUUGACCGAGAAGGGAACCAAUGGAGAUUUGGAGAUCUUUACUCAGCAGAUGCAGGUACAGGAGGAGCAGCUGGCCUCACUGGUGGACUGGCUGACCACCCAGCCUCGUGCUGCUCAGCUGGUGGACAAGGACAGUACUGUGGUCAGCACCCUGGAAUACUACCUGGGACGCUACUUGAAGGAUGUCAAGAGGCAUUUUGUCAGAGCUGACAAGAGGGAUCCAGAGUUUGUCUUCUAUGAUCAGCUCAAACAAACUAUGAAUGCUUACAGAGUAAAACCAGCUAUCUUUGACCUGCUGCUGGCGCUGUGCAUAGCUGCCUACCUUGGAGUGGUAUAUUUGGCUGUCCAGCAUUUCGGGGUUCUGUACAGUGUCCUCCGCCGGGUCACGGCACCACGAGCCAAGCAGCACUAAACAGCUCCAACUCUCCUCAUCCCUGCAAUAUGAGGGUCUCUCUGGAGUCCCAUGGUGGAGCCAAGAGUGUGUUCUUCUCUCAAAUCUGCUAAUCUCUUUCUUUCUUUUUCUUUUUUUUUCCCGGAAGUGGAACUUGAUUUUCCCUGCCAAGUGUGUCGUUCACCGCUCCUCCACUGGCCGGCGCUGGUCAGGAGCAGCCUUUUAAAGUCUUCCUUUUCUCUCUAACACUGCCUCACUCCCACAUCCCACAGUCUAACGCUAAAGUGUUCCUCUCAGCAGUAGGGCUUGCAUGAUCUCUGCUAAGCAACAGUGGGUCGUCUUCUUGGGCAGCUAAGUCAAAGUGGGCCAAAUCACAGCUGGUGAAGUUCAAGUGUUUACUAGCUGGAGAAAGCUGUUCAUCAAGCUUGUUCGGUUAAGAGACAGCUCAGGUCUGAUGCUAGUGUAAUUCCUCAUGUCCAGGAUUCCCUCUUUGGCCUUGAAUAGUACAGAUGACAAGUUUCUAGCUCUGAUGUAAUUGGACAUGCACAAUCUGUAAUAUCAGUGGCUUGAAAAAUAUUAAGUUACAUGAUUUUGACAUUCGUUUUUUUUCCCCUUAGAAUGUUGUCUUAAUAAACGAAGAACCAGAGUAUUAAUUUCCUUUCCUUCUAACAACAUAAUCCCUUGACCAUUUCAUUACACGUUUCCACAAUCCUCAAUAGCCAUAAUUUUGUCUGUUUCAUCUGAAAUGAACAAUAUACCUCUUCCAUACUUUCCCCAGUUCCAUUCUGCGUGAGAGCCAGUCACUUUCAAGACACACCAUUAAGUGAGAGCGAAACCGUUGGUGGUACAAGUCUUUCCUGUUAUUUAUGGAAGCGAAUGCUUCACUUUGCACUGAUUUUAAAUGGUUCCUUUGGUUUUUCCGAGAUUAACGCAUCUACGUUUUAUGAAGUGUGUGAGCCUGAUCUAUGAAAACUUGACUCUUGCACCAAACAAAAUAAAUCACUAAAAAUAAAAGACAAAUUGAAAAAUAAACUUCUUUGUUGAAAUACA